AUGUUCUUUCCUUACUCAAUUUUACAUUAUUUUUUGAGUUUUUCUCUUUCUUUCUUUCAUUCUUUCUUUCUUUCUUUCUUUCUUUCUUUCUUUCUUUCUUUCUUUCAUAACUCCGUCGCUACUUUGCUAGUAUUUUUGACAGUUCUUUGUUUGUUUGUUUGUUUGUUUGUUUCUUUCUUUCUUUCUUGCUUUCUAAACUCCAUCGCUACUUUGCUAGUAUUUUUUGAGUUUUUCUCUUUCUUUCUUUCUUUCUUUCUUUCUUUCUUUCUUUCUUUCUUUCUUAACUCCGUCGCUACUUUGCUAGUAUUUUUGACAGUUCUUUUUUUUCUCUUUUCUUUCUUUCUUUCUUUCUUUCUUUCUUUCUUUCUUUCUUUCUUUCUUUCUUUCUUUCAUAACUCCGUCGCUACUUUGCUAUAUUUUUUGAGUUUUUCUCUUUCUUUCUUUCUUUCUUUCUUUCUUUUUCUUUCUUUUCUUUCUUUCUUACUCCGUCGCUACUUUGCUAUUUUGUUUGUUCUUUUCUUUCUUUCUUUCUUUCUUUCUUUCUUUCUUUUCUUUCUUUUUUUCUUUCUUUCUUUCUUAACUCGUCGCUUUCUUUGCUAUAUUUUUUUGAGUUUUUCUCUUUCUUUCUUUCUUUCUUUCUUUCUUUCUUUCUUUCUUUCUUUCUUUCUUUCUUUUCAUAACUCCGUCGCUUCUUUGCUAUAUUUUUUUGAGUUUUUCUUUCUUUUCUUUCUUUCUUUCUUUCUUUCUUUCUUUCUUUCUUUCUUUUUCUUUCUUAACUCCGUCGCUUUCUUUUUGCUAGUUUUCUUUUUGACAGUUCUUUUUUUUCUUUUUCUUUCUUUCUUUUUCUUUCUUUCUUUCUUUCUUUCUUUCUUUCUUUCUUUCUUUCUUAACUCCGUCGCUACUUUGCUAUUUUUCUCUUUCUUUCUUUCUUUCUUUCUUUCUUUCUUUCUUUCUUUCUUUCUUUCUUUCUUUCUUAACUCCGUCGCUACUUUGCUAGUAUUUUUGACAGUUCUUUGUUUGUUUGUUUGUUUGUUUCUUUCUUUCUUUCUUUCUUGCUUUCUAAACUCCAUCGCUACUUUGCUAGUAUUUUUUGAGUUUUUCUCUUUCUUUCUUUCUUUCUUUCUUUCUUUCUUUCUUUCUUUCUUUCUUUCUUAA
Messenger RNA from Acanthosepion pharaonis, 1155 nucleotides. The record is from the annotation of a GenBank genome assembly. Lineage: Eukaryota; Metazoa; Mollusca; Cephalopoda; Sepiida; Sepiidae.